AGCACGACUCGUCUGAUGAGCUUUGGUGGCUCACGUGUGCGGCCACCCGAGUCCGAGGGGCACGUGAACGCACCACCGCCGCGGCACAUUCGCUGCCCCGUGAGGGGCGGAGGAGGAGGCUUGAGCGGCGGCCGAGCGAAACAAUCGCAGCCGGCCGAGCAGCUGCGGCCACGCCCCCUUCGCAGCUCCGGUCCCGCCCCCACUCGAUCCCUCGGAGCGGACCGAACAUUCCGCAUCUUCUCUCCCGGCACUCGACGACGACGUACCGCGGCCGAAUUGUGUCCACUCAUGACGCGGACCGAGGACACGUCCAUGUUGGGUCGCGGCGUGAAGCGGAAGUGGAGCUGCGUGGAGGCGUUGGACGCGGCCGCUGAGGAGACGCAGCGGCGCGAUGGCGCAGACGCGGCAUCGGGCGGCUCUGGCGAUACCGGUGACAUGCGUCGGCGCGUGCUGGGCCUUAGCCUGGAAAAGCUGCAGCGCUACCGGGCCGGCGUGGAGCUCAGCCUGCGCCGCUCGGUGCUGCUCAUCAACACGCUGCGGCAGAUCCAGGACGAGAUGCGGGGCGACGUCCAGGAGAACCUGAACGCGGUCUUCUGCGCUCCGGACUCGCCUGUUCUGCAUGUGGAUCUCAAGUGUCCCGGGUGUGCGGAGGGUGGCCAAGAAAGUCCGUCCUCAGCACUGGUAUCCUCUUCCCCGGAGGUGAACUUUGGGGCGAUUAGCGACAUGGUGAACGCCAUGGGCUACCUCAGCGACCUGGCCCUGGACGACAUCUUCGAGGACAUAGACACUUCCAUGUACGAGACCUCGGACAUGUCCGCGGGCUGGAUGGUGGGAUCUCUGUGGCCCGUCAGCGUGUCCGUUUGGGCGGACGAGGACGGGAAAGGCCCCGCCGGGAGUCUCCAGUCGUGUCUGAUGGACGUGAAUGAACUGGACCACAUCAUGGAGAUCCUGGUCAAGUCCUGAUCCACCCGAAGUACAAUUGGGUGGGCGUCAAUUCCUCGUGGAUUCUUGCCAUUCGAGACAGGCUCAUUACCUAUCCCCCCGCCGAACAGCCAAGGGUUCUUCGUACUCGUCGGAUCUCGGGCCGAGGACGCAGACGGAGUGAUGACUUUAACCUGGGCUGCGUCAAGUACCGGGUUGAUGUACUGUGUGAAAGUCACUGAUACAGAGUGGGGUGUUGAAGUUGACUAGGGAGUAUCAGAGGGGUAACAACUACUGUUCUUAAGGGGAUUCUGAAAAGCUGGGACCAACCCUGUUGCAUUGAAAGCAACUGUCGUCGUCAGACAUCUACGUCAUCACAUUCUCUGACUGCAGCAAAGCUGUAUCACGAGGUCCUGAGUCAAAGGCAAAAGUGAAUGAAUUCUGUAUCAGAGGCGUAACGACGGCUCUGCGUAAGGGGAUUCAGCAAAGCACUGGACCAACCUUGUUUUGUCGAAGGAAAUUGUCGCUGUCCGAAAGCCGACAUCUAAUUGUCAAUAAAGGGGCUGAUAUCGUGCAGGGACAGAUCAAUGUUGGGAGAACCUGAUCCAUCAACCGUGGUAAAGUCGCUUGCGUCACUGAACAUCGGAAACAACUACAGUUUUCCCUUUCUCCCCUUUGGUGUCGUGGGCACAACUUAGGAGGAAACCCGAGGCUAGCGGCUUGAUUAUUAAUUGAGAUGCUUUCAAUUACUUAAGAGGCGGUAGCCGGGCCAAGCGGGACGGCAUUUACCCAACUUUGGAGUCCGAGUUUGGGACCCUUUCGGACCCUGGUGGCCAUCGCCACGACUGCUGCAACUGAUCAGUCGCGGCAACUCAGGCGACUAAGGAGACCAAAAUAUUGCUUGCGCUCUCACAAGGGCGAGGUUUCGCAGAGACCAUUAAGCCCAGAAGUUACGCUGAUGUAGCGGAAACAUCACUGCAAAGUAGCGGAGACAUCUCCAUGAUGUCUUCUCCGUCUCCUCAGUGUCCAGCAAGUCUCGGAGAUGUCAGUGAGAUCUCUUCUCAGUGGCGGACACAAUUAGCCUCUGCGACGUCUCAGAGACCCGCUGGAGACUUGGAAAAAGUCUCCAAAAGGUCUCCGAAUGUUUGAAUUUUCCGCGACUCACUGGCGACCCGUCUAGUCUCCAGGAGACGUCUCCACGACAUCUCUUGAACCAGCGCGGACGCUGACAUCAGGUCGCCAACUAGACUCCAGGCUAGUGCGAUAAGGCCUUUAUUCACCCUGACAAUUCAACCACAAGCCUCUUCUGUAAUUCUUAUCUAGUACAAUUUUAUUUAUGCUUGAAAAGCGGCCACAAGCUUCUUCUUUGUGCCUGAUUGUUUGUUGUGAGUGCAAUUGAUCAUUCAGAUCUAUUCCCUUCCGACGUUUCUGUUCCACCUUUCCGUUUCGACGAAAAGGUGGCUCUCGUGUGAAGAGCGACCGCCAACACCAGGGCUACUUUGCUGACAUGUGUCCCCCAAUUGUGAUUUCAUGACUUUUUUUGUACGGCUGAGUUUUUAUCGAAGCAAUUUUAUAUGCGAAAAACUUUUACGGUGUGCUUUACUCCUGGUCUACCUCCUGAUGUUGAUGCUCCUGUGAACCAAUCAUUCUAAAUUUUAGCUUUCUCAUGACGAGGCCCAAUCCCGUCCGACUCAUUUCGACUACGUGCCUUCUCGGUGGUGCAUCUCAGGCCUGUCCGCAUUUUCACAAAUGUUCACGACGGGGUUGGAAUUUUAUUUAUUUAAAAAAAAAAAAAUUUUACAUUACAGUCUACAUCAGAAAGCAUUUGUUGACUCUGGCGUGCAUUUCAACCAAUCAGAAGGCUGAAAAACAACAUGAUCAGUCCUAGAUUUCCAUCUGUUUAUCCAUUUUUGCUUCGGUAUGUCCUCACGAGGGUGGCGGGUAAGUGCAACGUAUUCCCGCUGACUUUAGGUGAGAGAAGUGGGGUACGCCCUUGACUGGUCACCAGUCAAUUGCAGGCCACAUAGACAAAGAAACAUUCGCAUUGAGCACCUAAGGAUCAUUUCGAGUCUACGUCAUUUUUAUCUUCAUGUGUGGGGUCUGCAGCAGAUAAAACAUCUUUGAAGAGUGGAAAAGUGUUUGUGUGUACCAGGAUGUAUGUUUUUAGAAUACAGUACCAAAGAUUCAAACUCAGAACCUCUUGACUGUGAGGCAGACGUGCUUCCCGCUAGAUAUACAAGAUAGGGCGUCCGCUACGACGUUCCGUUCCUGCAUCGGCGACGUAACCCAAAUGAGUACAUUGAAAUGCAGUGUAAUCUUAAUUACAGCAAAUAUUUGUAUGGAAAAACACUGGUAGGCCAUAAAUAUGAAACAAUGAAAUGAUAAACAGUAAGUACGGGAGUAACUGAAGUUAAGUACGGGGGUACUCGCUUUGUGAAUUCCAUUCUUACUGCGACAACGUAACACACGUUUGUACGCAAAUUGGAUUGCGCCGGAGUCUGUCGCUAAGCUACCCAAACAAAGUAGGAAAGUCCUAAUUACGGUACGUCAUACUGUACUGUAUGUUGGGACCGUGCUAAACCGAGUACGCCCUGUAUGUUUACGCGUACCUGGACAUUUUGAAAGUUAAUGUAAGUUUUCCAGAUUUACACACAAACACUUCUGGAAAACUGAGUUUUAUGAACAAAACCACACACCAAACGCAAAGAAAAAAACCCAUCCCUAUUUGUCAAUAUCUGCGUUCAUGCGGGCAUGGCCCGAGGCCCGCUGAGCGUCGCCGACUCAAGCACACAAUCUCACCCCGCACACACCGCACCGCACCACACCACACCCCGACUUCCACCACAACCCUUCUUCUGUGCUCCGGCUUCAUGUUUCCUGACAGGCUGACAAGCGAGCGGUCCAGGGAGGGGGUUGCAGGCAUAGGGAGGACGGAGGAGGAAGAAGUGGGAAGGGUGGGGUGAGGAAGCACCACUCGUGUCACGCGUCCAGUGGGAGGAGCCUGCAGCUUGUUUUGUCCAAGACCGGGCAGCUUGGCCAGUCGCGUGAAACGUGCACUCCCGUGACUUGUUUUCUUGUUUUUUGGCCUUGUUUUUCUUAUGUGUAGAAAAACACAAGAGAGCUCGACGAACCUGACCAAGUCAAUAUUCUAUUUAAUCUAAUAGAAAGCGGAACAAACGCCACAGUGUUAUUCAUGUGUGUGUGUGUGUGUGGAGGGUUAUGUAAGCACAAAUGCUGCAUGUUGUCCAUAAAAUCUUUAUAUCGUAUAUAUUUGAGUGUAACUGAAGCAUGUGUUUGCUGGUUAUAAUUCAUAAUAAUAAUGUUUUUUUUGCUGGGAUAUUUAAUAGAGUUUAUUCACCAAUACAGAAAUGACAAAAA
This is a messenger RNA of Phyllopteryx taeniolatus (common seadragon), 4299 nucleotides long. RefSeq lists its product as uncharacterized. Bases 16 to 963 code for a protein of 315 amino acids. Gene Ontology annotation, molecular function: transcription regulator activity. The transcript is spliced from 2 exons. The record is from RefSeq and is a predicted model, not a curated record. Gene Ontology annotation, cellular component: nucleus. NCBI's taxonomy places the organism in Eukaryota, Metazoa, Chordata, Actinopteri, Syngnathiformes, Syngnathidae.